This is a messenger RNA of Jaminaea rosea, 7300 nucleotides long. Its product is annotated as putative TOR1-1-phosphatidylinositol 3-kinase. Gene Ontology annotation, cellular component: TORC1 complex; TORC2 complex; nucleus. Lineage: Eukaryota; Fungi; Basidiomycota; Exobasidiomycetes; Microstromatales. The coding region runs from base 66 to 7199 and encodes 2377 amino acids. The record is from RefSeq and is a predicted model, not a curated record. The transcript has a single exon. Gene Ontology annotation, biological process: negative regulation of macroautophagy; TOR signaling; protein phosphorylation. Gene Ontology annotation, molecular function: protein binding; protein serine/threonine kinase activity; protein-containing complex binding.
CUUUUCCUCUACACAUCCCUCUUCAGCUUCUCGCAGCCGCCAAUUGCUCGGCGCCUCUAGCAGCAAUGCCUCCGUCUGGCGUUGCUCACGCGCCGGGCGGCCUCACAGCUGCGACUGCCCCAUCGGCAGAGGUCCUCUCACGGAUCUUUGCCAACCUGCGAUCCAGAGAUGAGCAGACACGACUCAGUGCUGCAAAGGACCUGGGCCAAUAUGUCACUCGUUCGUCAUCAGAGGCAUCCGGCGAUGGUCUCUCGGCAUUCAACAGUGACCUCAACAGACGCAUCUUCGAGCUCACUCACUCGCCCAACGCUCACGAGAAGCUCGGAGGAAUCGUAGCAAUCGAGUCCCUCAUUGACCUCGAGAGCGAAGACAACAGCGCAAGACUAUACCGCUUCUAUCAAUACCUCAAACCCAAUCUUCCUUGCAAUGACGCCUCGGUGAUGGUUGCAGCAUCAAAAGCCUUGGGUAGAGUGUCCAAGUUCGGUGGUCACUCACUGGGCGACCAAUUCAUCGAGUUCGAAGUACUCAGAGCGCUCGACUUCCUGCAAGCUGGCGAUCGCAACGAGUCGGGCAGAUAUGCUGCCGUACUAAUCAUUCGGGAGAUGGCACGCAACGUCCCAGGCCUUUUCCACGUCUACGUCCCGCGAGUACUCGAGCGUAUCUGGGUGGCCCUUCGCGACUCUCGCGUCCUCGUGAGAGAAGGCGCUGCAGAGGCGCUAGGAGCUUGCCUGCAGAUCAUUGCGCAAAGAGAGAAGCAAAUGGGCUCACAGCUCUGCGAAAUGAUCUACGAAGAGGCAGAAAAGGGGCUCAAGACAACGCCGGUCGAGACCAUCCACGGUAGCUUGAUGGCGGUCCAGGAGCUCCUUCAACACUCCAAGAACUUCAUGAGGACGCGAUUCCACCGAGCCUGCGAGCUUAUCCUCCGCCUGCACAAGCAUAGAGAACCUCUCAUCAAGCGUACCAUCAUCAGCCUCAUCCCAGUCUUAGCCAACUAUGACCCACACUACUUCGCGGACCAGCAUCUCAACGCCGUCAUGACGAUGCUGACCGACCAGCUGCGCAAGGACCGGGAUCGAGCGACGAAAGAGUCCAUUGGCCAAACAUUUGAAGCCAUCGGACUCGUUGCAGCUGCCAUGGGGACCAAGAUGAAGCAGUACAUCGACUCCAUCCUGGCAUGCGUCAAGGAGUCACUGCAAUCUAGGGGCAAGAAGAAUGCAGUGCCCGAGGGGCCCGUCUUCUUCUGCAUCGGCUACCUCGCAGCUGCCGUCGGUCCACACCUGACCAAGUACAUGCAUGAGCUCCUCGACCUGAUGUUCGCAUGCGGUCUCAGCGAAGCCUUAGUUCAAGCGCUGGAGCGACUUGUGAUCGCCGUGCCGCCCCUCCUUCGAGUCGUCCAAGACCGUCUCCUCGACAUGCUGUCCCUGAUUCUCAUAGGGCAACACUACAGAGCAUUGGGCGCACCAACACUUUACGCCAACGGCGACUCGAUCAGCUCGACGCAGAGCAACGCCGCUGCCGCGGCAGCGGCAGCAGCAGCAGCUGCCGCAUCGCAGAAUGGACCAGAGAAGAACAUCACCACAGUCGCCGUCGCCCUACACACAUUGGGCUCCUUUGACUUUAGCGGGCAUAUCCUCAAUGAAUUCGCCCGCAACUGCACGCUGCCCUACCUCGAGGACGACCACGCCGAGAUCCGCAAAGCGGCAGCAGUCACUUGUGCGCGUCUCUUUGUGCAAGACCCCAUCUGCUACCAGACGAGCAUGCACGCCAUAGAGGUCGUCAACGACGUGCUGGAUAAGCUGUUGACCGUUGGCAUCGCCGACUCAGAGGCCGAUCUGCGCUGGACGGUGCUCUCGGCUUUAGAUGAGCGAUUUGACCGGCAUCUCUCUCAGGCCGAGUAUGUGCGCUCACUCUUCGUCGCCCUCAACGACGAGGACUUCUCUGUGCGCGAGGUCGCCAUUACUAUCAUUGGCAGGCUGGCCAAGCACAAUCCGGCGUACGUGAUGCCAUCGCUGCGCAAGGCCCUCAUCCAACUUCUGACCGAGCUCGAGUACUCGACCCUCAGCCGCACGAAGGAGGAAGCGGCUCGUCUGCUCACUGAGGUCGUCCGCGCGUCCUCUCGGCUCGUCAAGUCGUACGCUCUGCCAAUGCUCGAGAUUCUCUUGCCGCGAGCCAAUGACCCUAGUCCUGGCGUCGCCGCCCGUGUCAUGGAAUGUUUGGGCGAGCUGGCGCGCGUGGGAGGCGAAGAGAUCUCGCCUCACGUCGAGCAACUAGUGCGACUGGCGAUAGAACAGCUCGCAGGGCACUCGGCGCAGGGAUCGACUAUGAAGCGUGACGCGGCGCUGCGUACUCUUGGCCUCGUGUCCUCCAACACGGGUCACGUCAUCGACCCCUACCUCAAAUACCGCAAUCUCCUCAGCACCAUCGUCAAGAUCCUCAAGACGGAAACGACACCAGCCGUCAGACGCGAGACAAUCCGUGUGAUGGGCAUCCUGGGUGCUCUUGAUCCGUAUCGCUACAAGGUGCUUGAGAAGCAGCCAGAUGAGGGCGGCGCCGAGGCCAGCAAAGACUCAUUGCCAACGGACCUUCUCGAGAUGGCCAUGACCAUCGGCACUUCCUCCGAGGAAUUCUAUCAGAGCGUCAGCGUCGAGGCCCUCCUCGCCAUACUCAAGGACCCUGCGCUCCCCACCCACCAUCAUGCAGUCAUUGAGGCAGUCAUGUACAUGUUCAAGACGCAGGGCAUGAAGUGCGUGCCCUUCCUGCCACAGAUCAUCCCAGCCUUCCUCAACGUCAUCCGUUCCUGCAGCACGAGCUUGAGCGAGUUCUACUGGCAGCAGCUGGGCAUCUUGAUCACCAUCAUCAAGCAGCACGCUCGCAACUACCUGCGCGAGAUCUUCCAACUCGUCCACGAGCAAUGGAACACGACAAAUAAUGUGCACAUUAUCCAGCUUACGAUUGUCUCCGUCGUCGAGGCCGUGGCUAAGGCGCUCGAGGGCGAGUUCAAGAGCUACCUCCCCAUCUUGCUGCCGAACAUGCUGCAAACUUUUCAGGGCGAGGUUGGUGCAAAGCAGCAGCCCACACUCAUCCGGGUACUUCACGCCUUCUGUGUCUUUGGCUCGAGCAUCGAGGAGUACUUGCAUCUGAUUCUCCCGCCCAUUGUUGAGCUCUUCGAGCGGCCCGACGCAUCAAAUGUCUGCCGUCGCUCAGCCAUCGUCACGGUCGGGCAGCUCACGCGCAAGGUCAACUUCUGCGACCACGCUUCUCGCGUCAUCCACCCACUCGUCCGUGUGCUCAAGUCUGGCAGCCCAGAGCUUCGCAACCCGGCGAUGGACACGCUUACGGCCUUGGCCUUUCAGCUUGGCGGGUCCUACGCCAUCUUUGUGCCGGUGGUCGGCAAGGUAUUGGCACAGCAGCGCAUCCAGCAUGCCAAGUACGAUCAACUCGUUAAGAAGCUGCUUGCCGGCGAGAAGCUCAACCAGGAGACCGGGCCUGUCGACGGCUCACUCGAUGACAAGGUCGAAGAGGCGCCACUUGCCGAGGCGACGAAGAUGUCUGUCAACCAACUGCACCUCAAGCAGGCCUGGGACACAUCCAAAGUUUCGACAGCAGAAGACUGGCGCGAAUGGCUUCGUCGUAUGGCCGUCGAAUUCAUGCGCGAAUCUCCAUCACACGCGCUGCGCGCCUGCCGCAGCCUGGCGGACGUCUACCACCCGCUUGCAUAUAGCUUGAUGAAUACGGCCUUCGUUUCGUGCUGGCCGGAGCUCUUCUCCCACUACCAAGAGGAUCUCGUCAGAUCCAUCGAGGCGGCAUUUGACGCUCCUGAAAUCCCCGACGACGUCGUGAUGCGCUUGCUCAACCUGGCAGAAUUCAUGGAGCACGACGACAAGGCGCUGCCCAUCAACGUCCGACUCCUCGGGCAGAAGGCGUACCAGUUCCACUCUUACGCGAAAUCGCUCCACUACUACGAGGCAAUGUUUCUCGCAGAGCCGUCGGCAGAGAUCGUCGAGAGCCUCAUCGACAUCAACAGUCGGCUUGGCAACCAAGAUGCUGCCUUCGGUACUCUGACCUACGCCCGCGAGCAACUGGACAUCAUCCAUCACGAGGAGUGGUUCGAGAAGCUCGGUAGGUGGGAGGAGGCCCUCGUCGCGUACGACCGCAAGGCUAGUCAAGGCGACGACGACCUCGAGUCCACGUUCGGGCGCAUGAGGUGCCUUCACGCCCUCGGAGAGUGGGAGCACCUCUCGACACUGGUGCAAGAGAAGUGGGUCACGUCCUCCAGCGGCGAACGCACCCAGAUGGCUCCCUUGGCGUGCGCUGCGGCCUGGUCGCUGGGCCAGUGGGAGGUAAUGGAAGACUUCAUAGGGUCGAUGCGCUCCGACUCAUCUGAGCGGUCUUUCUAUCGUGCCAUCCUGCACGUCCACCGCUCGCAACGGGCGCAAGCCAACAAGCACAUUACCCGCGCUCGUGACUCUCUCGAUCAGGAGCUUACGGCCCUCAUCAACGAGAGCUACAGCAGAGCAUACGGCCUGAUGGUCCGCACACAGAUGCUCUCGGAGCUCGAGGAGGCCUUGACGUACAAGCUCGACUUCCGCGAUCAGCCUGACCGCCAGGCCACCAUGCGCAGCACAUGGAUGAAGCGACUCAAGGGCUGCCAACCGGACGUUGAGGUUUGGCAGCGCAUCUUGUCUGUUCGUAGCAUCGUCUUGACGCCAGCAGACGAUACAGACACAUGGAUCAAGUUCGCCAAUCUGUGCCGCAAGUCCGGCAGGAUGGUCCUCGCAGAAAAGACGCUCAACUCGCUGCUUGGUCCUGAAUCGGCAGCGAUGGAUCCUCGCUCGCCUAUGGGCCCGAAGGCCCCGCCGUCGGUCAUUUAUGCUCAUCUCAAGUUCAUGUGGGCCAGUGGGGCCAAGCUCGAGAGUCUCAACUACCUGCGCGACUUCACUGUCAAUCUCGCGGAGGAUCUCGGUCUGCACGGCGUCGAUGAGCGAGGCAAUCCGAUCCAGCCUGAUUGGCAGGCCUCACCCCGUCUCGCUGACUACGGACGCUUACUUGCUCGCUGCUUCUUCAAGCAGGGAGAGUGGCAGGCGGCCCUCAACGAGGACUGGGUGACGGACGACUCGCUGGACGUCAUUGAUUCGUACCGACGCGCUACCGAGCUUGAUCGAGGCUGGUACAAGGCAUGGCACGCCUGGGCCUUGGCCAACUUCGAUGUCAUCUCUCAUCACGAGCGACUGGGCAGCAACAUCACAACGCAGAUGAUCGCCGCAAGCAUCGUGCCAUCGGUGCGUGGCUUCUUCCGUUCCAUCGCCUUGGCUAGUGGCAACUCGCUGCAAGACACUCUGCGUCUGCUCACCCUCUGGUUCAAGUUUGGAUAUCAGGAGAAUGUCGCCGAGGCUGUCUCGGAGGGCUUCUCGAGUGUCGUCGUCGAUACGUGGCUCGAGGUCAUCCCGCAGAUCAUCGCUCGUAUCAACGCUCCCUCGCUGAAGGUUAGACGACUGAUCCAUCAUCUCCUGUCGGACGUCGGCACGGCUCAUCCUCAGGCUCUGGUAUACCCGCUCACUGUGGCAGCCAAGUCGCCGAGCCACCAGCGCAUCCAAGCGGCCAUGGCAAUCAUGGACAAUGUGCGCGAGCACAGUCCGCGCCUAGUUGAGCAAGCUCUCCUCGUCUCAAACGAGCUCAUCCGAGUUGCCAUUCUCUGGCAUGAGCUCUGGCACGAGGGCCUCGAGGAAGCCUCCCGCCUCUACUUCACCGAGCGCAACAUCGACGCCAUGUUCGCCACGCUGGAGCCUCUGCACGAAGCACUGGAGAAAGGACCAGAGACGCUGCGCGAGACGUCCUUCGUACAGACGCACGGCCGCGACCUGGCCGAGGCGCGCGAGUGCGGGCGACGUUACCGUCAACACAGCGAGAUCAGCGAUCUGAAUCAGGCGUGGGAUCUUUACUAUCACGUUUUCCGUCGUAUCGCCAAGCAGCUUCCUGCCUCGAACUCGGUACAGCUCGAUCUGCAGUAUGUCUCGCCUAAGCUCCUCGCUCUGCGCGACCUCGAGCUUGCCGUGCCGGGCACGUAUCACUCAGGUCAGCCCGUAGUGCGUAUCAGCAACUUUGAGCAGAUCGUCCUCAUCAUCGCAUCGAAGCAACGCCCGCGUCGUCUCAAGAUGAAGGGCAGCGAUGGGCGAACGUACCAGUAUUUGCUCAAGGGCCACGAAGACUUGCGUCAAGAUGAAAGAGUCAUGCAACUUUUUGGUCUCGUCAACACGCUUCUCUCCAUCGACUCGGAAUGCUACAAGCGCCGCCUCGACAUUCGUCGCUUCCCUGUGAUCCCCCUUUCGCCUAAUACGGGUAUGCUGGGCUGGGUCGAGAAUACGGACACGCUGCAUGUGCUCAUCAAGGAGUACCGUGAGCAGCACAAGAUCCUGCUCAACAUCGAGCAUCGACUCAUGGUACAGAUGGCGCCCGACUAUGACCACUUGACGCUCAUGCAGAAGGUAGAGGUUUUCGAGUACGCACUGGACAACACGCCGGGACAAGAUCUGUAUCGCGUGCUGUGGCUCAAGUCGCCGAGCUCUGAAGCGUGGCUGGAGCGUCGUACAACGUACACUCGCUCCCUCGCUACUUCUUCCGUCGCCGGCUACAUUCUCGGUCUGGGCGAUCGUCACCCAAGCAAUCUGCUCCUUGACCGUCUCAGCGGCCAGAUCGUACACAUCGACUUUGGUGACUGCUUUGAAGUAGCAUGCCAUCGUCCCAAGUUCCCAGAGAAGGUGCCUUUCCGCCUCACCCGUAUGCUCGUCAACGCAAUGGAGGUGGGCGGGAUCAAGGGUACAUUCAAGGUGACUUCGGAGAACUCGAUGCGCGUACUCCGCGACAACAAGGAGAGUGUGCUCGCCUUGCUGGAAGCCUUCGUACACGAUCCGCUCAUCUCGUGGCGACUGGUGACCGACGACGCGACCAGCGAGCCACAGCGUGCUCCAGACGCUUCAGAGCAUGAGGCAACACGUGAGGGCCUACAGAGGUUGAGCCAGGCAGGCGACGUACGCAAUCAGAGGGCGUUGGAGGUCGUUAGGCGUAUUCAGAAUAAGCUCAACGGGCGAGACUUUGGGCCUCAGGUCUUGACGGUUCCGCAGCAGGUGGAGAGACUGGUCAGAGAAGCACGAUCGACGGAGAAUCUCGCAGUGGCUUUCCUGGGUUGGUGCUCCUUCUGGUGAGGCGGCUAGAGCGCUACGAUCGACUCCAACAAUCCUUGUACUAUUACAGCGCCUCGAUGCAAUUGAACAAUCUCAUGACUCCAGCUGCGCUUGCGAUGUGG